AUGAAAUUCCUCAUCGCUGUUGUCCUCGCUUUCUGUCUUCUUCAAGUCAUCACUGCUCAGAUCUUCUGUUAUAAAAGUGGAGAGUGUCAUGGAGAUGGAGCACCAUAUGGGGACACUCGUUGCGGAAAUUGUCAUUCUUGCGUUUACAAAGGCUGCUGUCACUUCAAAUUCACCGAUCCAGAAAAUACUUGUUAUAUACCUGGAUGGCGUUCCGAUGCAUACAAACAUCUUCAUCACGAGAAACGUCCAGUUGCUUGA
Messenger RNA from Caenorhabditis remanei, 258 nucleotides. RefSeq lists its product as uncharacterized. The transcript has a single exon. Bases 1 to 258 code for a protein of 85 amino acids. Lineage: Eukaryota; Metazoa; Nematoda; Chromadorea; Rhabditida; Rhabditidae. The record is from RefSeq and is a predicted model, not a curated record.